AUGGCGACCCGCGCACAGAAGCGCGUGAACCUCGCGGUUUCCAAGAUCGUUCCACCCGUGUUGGUCGGCUUUAUGGUUUAUGCCUCCUACGCGGUCACGAAACCAUUAUGCAUUGACUAUCUUAUCCACCCUUUACCUUCCUAUAAUCGAAGCUCUCGGGUUGGCGCUGGCGCCGCAAUUCUCGUCAUUUACUACCUUCUCUUAAUACCCAUGUUUGGAACCUAUAUUCGACUUCUUUAUACCGUUGUACGGAAUCCUGGAUAUUUGCCUCUCGGGCCCGAAUGCUUGCAGGCAGACGCGGCCGAGCAAGACUCGAAGCCCUCGAACAAACGACCCGGGUGGUGGAGAUCAAAGUCUCAACAGACAGAAAAGGUGGACGAGGCUUCGGAUUUGGAGCACGGAGGGAAGAACUAUCAUGGUGGCCAAGGGUCCCAGGGAGAUGCACUCAGUCUGGAGAGCUUCUAUAUGAAAGACGUCUUUGUGUGUCAGGACGAUGGGCGACCUCAAUAUUGCUCCACGUGCUGCCAAUUCAAGACUGAUCGAGCACACCAUUGCCGAGAAAUCAAUCGCUGCGUGGCAAAAAUGGAUCACUUCUGUCCUUGGGUCGGCGGCGUUGUUUCGGAGACAACCUUCAAGUUCUUCAUUCAGUUCGUGGGCUAUACGGCGAUUUUCUGUAUAUUUGCUCUUAUUGUAUCUGCAUACUUUACAGCAGAAUUACGCCGCAACACGGGAGCCGUGAACCCGCAUUGGUGUGUUUGCCUUGGACUCGGCGCAUUCUUUGGCUUCUUUACCGGUGUCAUGACCCUCAGCUCUCUCCAAAUGGCCAUGGUGAAUGUUACCACAAUCGAAAACCUGAGCCGUCGAUCGCGCGUCUGGACACUCGCCAUCCGAGUCCCCGAGCCUCUUCUUGACCGACUCUGGGUCAGCGAAUCCGCAUGGGCUCCUACCUUCCGCAUGGUCUCAUACCCACCAGAAGGAAGUAUAUCACCAUCACAGCCCCAACCCAGCGAUAUCUCUACAACAGCACGCCACGUCUUCGCCAUCCUGCACACUAGCCCAGGCGAGAACCCUUUCGAUCUCGGCAUUUGGAAAAACCUCCAACAGGUCAUGGGUUACAGCCUCACAGACUGGCUUCUUCCUCUGAAACCGAGCCCUUGUGCCGACCACACCAGCCAGGAAAGCGCCUUCGCUGUUGGUCCCGUAGUGACUCGACUAAAGCAGGAAGCGGGCUUAGUACCGCCACACUAG
Molecule: messenger RNA, 1248 nt
Organism: Penicillium longicatenatum
Lineage: Eukaryota; Fungi; Ascomycota; Eurotiomycetes; Eurotiales; Aspergillaceae
Product: DHHC family palmitoyltransferase
Exons: 5
Coding region: 1-1248 (415 amino acids)
Biological process (GO): protein targeting to membrane; peptidyl-L-cysteine S-palmitoylation
Cellular component (GO): Golgi apparatus; endoplasmic reticulum
Molecular function (GO): protein-cysteine S-palmitoyltransferase activity
Source: RefSeq, a predicted model, not a curated record